UGUGCUUUAUCGCCUCGUGGCUCCUUUCCGCGCGCGCGCGCGCUCCUUUGUGCCUCCGCGCGCACGCGGCUGCAUGCACGACUCCCGGCGCGCUCUUUCAUGCCGCGCGUAACGAGAUAAGGCCCCGCUCCGCGCAGUCUGCUGUCUGCCCUUUAUCCGCACAGCAGAUUAGCGCAGGUGAGUUGGUUCGUGCGCAGGCUGGUCAGGUGAGGGUCACGCGUCACGUGCACCGGAGAGACUUCAGAGGAGCCGUUUGGCAUGCGCGCGUUCUGACGCUCACACUGUCGUCGCUUUGGGGGCAAUUUGCAUCUCUGGUUGAAUGUUUGUAGAAAGAACGUGUUUUACUGCAAAAUAACUCACACACUGAGCUGUGGUGUGUGUGUGUGUGUGUGUGUGUGUGUGUGUGUGUGUGUGUGUGUGUGUGUGUCUACAAACAGCCAAACACACCGUAAAGAUAUUUGGUCUUUAUUGGUUUAUAGUACACUAGCUGCUAAUAGUAUCAAUAAAGGGUGUUUUAUUGUCAUUAUUAAAGGUUUAAUCUCUUAUUAACUGACUUCUCAUUAAAUCCGGGUGAACGAGGACAAUCUGAAAACGCUGCCAAAGUCAGAAUAGUACAUUUAUCUCUGUUCUCCGGUGUCUCAGUUGAUCCGUCCACGUCUCGUCGCCCCUGUUCAACCUCUUCCCAUCCAAGCACCACUUGCUGUGUUUCUUGUUUUGCGUGCACGCGUGUGAUGUCACUGGAAGGGGGAAAGCUUUGGGCUGAUCAGUUACGUACUGUGCAGGUAAGUCGGUUAAGACUCGGUUGCAAACUGUCCUCAUGUUAAUUAGCAAAGCUCUUUCUUCGGAUCUGAGUACAACUAAUGACUCUUUGUCUACAGGGCUGAAUAUGUGCAGUAGUGCUUGUUUUCUUCAACCAAUAAUGCAAAACUAAAAUAUGCUUAUUUACAAUGUAAAUAGCUUGUUAUUUUCAUGUUAAAUAAACUGGAACCACACUAUGUUAUCGGUAAAUGCCUGUCAUUGAUGUUCUGUGGAUCUGUUAAUAUGUUAUUCAUCUUGCUGCUGCCUUAGAAUGAUUGAUUAUUUAAUCAAGAUCACACACAGUAUAUUUUAUUGGGUGCUCACGAUUUGUCCUUUACUUCCUGCUAUUAUAAUAAGAACAAUAGAGAAUUCACCUUCACCGCUUCCACGUCAAGUUACUUCUUAGAACAUCCUCUGUUGUCACAUCCACCUGCCCCGGCCACAGGCCGCCUCUCAUUGGCUCGGCGCUCGGCCAAUCAGCUGCCGGCUCAGCCUUGUGAGGGAAGGCCGAUCGGAACGGUGCGGCUCUGCUCGGAGACCCUUGUCCCACACAGCCAGCGAGUCACAGCCGCCCGGACCUCAAGGGCAGCCGGUGGCCAAGGAGAGCGACAGGAAGUCAGAAGGCAGGAGACAGGGGACAACGCCGCGGAGCCGCAGGACGCCGGAUGGAGACGCAGUUCGGGGGCAGAGCAGAGACAAAGUGACAAACGCCGCAGCGAGAGCCACGGUUUGUGAGGCGCUGGAGGACAGAGUGGAGACAAUCAGGAGGACGUCUGCAGAGCAUGGUGGCAGAGUGCACAUGGAUUUAGUCGACCUCUACCUCCCGGAGUGUUUCACCUAUCACUCUGACACAGAACACCUGGGCAGGAUGUCCGUGAGGGGCCUGGACCCCACCUGUCCCUCCACCAUAAAGCGUGAGCCCUCCAGCCCCAGCUCCCAGGGGGACGUGAGCCCGGCCCACCCCAGCCCCGGAAGCUCCUCGUCGGACACCAACUCCAGCUACGGGGCGCUGCUCAAGGGCCACCACGUGCACGGCAAUGGGCUGGACUCCCCGGGCCUCUACGCGCACACGCCCGGCUCGGCCAACAGCGCGGGGGCCAACAGCAUGUUUGCGGAGGAGGAAAGCCAGGUGAAGUGUGAGUUCAUGUUGGGCUCGGUGGCCAAGCGCGUGUGCCUGGUGUGCGGCGACGUGGCCUCGGGGUACCACUACGGCGUGGCCUCCUGCGAGGCCUGCAAGGCCUUCUUCAAGAGGACCAUCCAGGGUAACAUUGAAUACAGCUGCCCAGCGUCCAACGAAUGUGAGAUCACCAAGCGAAGGAGGAAGUCCUGCCAGGCGUGCCGCUUCGUGAAGUGUCUGUCCGUGGGCAUGUUGAGAGAAGGCGUGCGUCUGGACCGGGUUCGAGGAGGCAGACAGAAGUACAAGAGGAGAAUAGAUGCAGAGAACAGUCCGUACCUGCAGCCGCAGAGCGCCCUGCCCCAGAAGAAAACAUUCUUUGUUGGCGGCGUGGUGGAAAACAAAGUGGUGUCCCUGCUGCUGGUGGCCGAGCCGGAGGGCAUCUUCGCCAUGCCGGACCCCACCGUGCCCGAGAGCGACAUCAAGGCGCUGACCACGCUGUGCGACCUGGCCGACAGAGAGCUGGUGGUCAACAUCGGCUGGGCCAAACACAUCCCAGGCUUCCCCUCCCUCUCUCUGGCCGACCAGAUGAGUCUACUGCAGAGCGGCUGGAUGGAGAUCCUGAUCCUCCGAGUGGUGUUCCGCUCGCUGCCCUUGGAGGACAAGCUGGUGUACGCCGAGGACUACGUGAUGGACGAGGAGCAGUCCAAGCUGGCCGGGCUGCUCGACCUCAACAACGCCAUCCUGCAGCUGGUGAAGAAGUAUAAAUCCAUGGGGCUGGAGAAGGAGGAGUUUGUGGUCCUCAAGGCCAUCGCGCUCGCUAACUCAGACUCCAUGCAAAUCGAGGACUCGGAGGCGGUACAGAGACUCCAGGACGUCCUCCACGGGGCCCUUCAGGAGCACGAGGCAAGCCGCCGCCCGGAGGACCCCCGCCGGGCCGGCAAGCUGAUCAUGACCCUCCCCCUCCUCCGCCAGACGGCGGCUCGGGCCGUCCAGCACUUCUGCAGCAUCAAACAGGACGGCCGCGUGCCCAUGCACAAACUGUUCCUCGAACUGCUGGAGGCCAAGGCCUGACGCCGGGGGCGGGGCGGGGGGGGCGGGACCGGGCGGGACCGGCGGGGGGGUACGAUAACGGGUAACGGUGAGCUUUGACACCAUGUAUUUUUUUUUGGUCCAUUUCAGCUUUGAAAAGAAAAAAGAAAAGUUUGAAACGUGCCGGGGAAAGUUUGUUCCAAGCAGACGAACAUCUGGCAGAGCGACGUCGUCUCUCCUUCGCCCGACAAACGGAGCCGGCAGCGAAGCGCCUUCUAGAGAUAUUUACAGUAAAAUGCCAAACGUAGAGCUUCUUCUGUCAAAAGACCAGCUGAUACUUGAAUACGCUCAUGGAAUCAUUUCAUCCACCUUGAAACCUGUUAAUCUGCAUUCUGGUGCGUUUAAGGCUUUUGUUCCGUGUAUCCGAAGAGGAACGUCUUGCCAAAGAGUAAAGACUCAAACUAUGAAGACCAGCAUCUGUCCAUCUGUAAGACGUCCAUAGAGCUGCGUAUCUGUCUGUCCACCUCAUUCUCAUAUAAACCACUAACGGGAUCUAUUAAGUGGUUCUUAACAAAAACAGGGCUCCUGAUUUUCGUUGCAAAUUUCAGGGAAAGAGUACUUAAUGGUACAUUAUACAAUUGUGCAACAGCAAAGUGGUAUUUAUUCAAAAGUGGUUUUGUUUGCUGUUUCUUUCUUUUUUUUAAUGUGGCAUUAAUGAAGAGUAGAUUGAAACAAACAGUGGAUAAUACUUUUCUUUCAAAGAUUUUUAAAACAAUAUGAUAGUAAAGUUAUUUUGGCCAGCUGCUCGUCCACAGCACUGAUGACUUGUUCCACAUCAUAAAACUCCAGGCAACAUUGUUCUAGUUGGAGUACUGAAGGAUGAUAACGUAGAGCUGCCGUAGACCCGGCGAUUUGACUUAACUGUGUGAACCGGCUGCCGUACUGUACCACGUGGGUCAGGGAGGCAUCUGAUGUCCUUCUACGGUACAAUGUCCGUGUAGGAUGAAAUUUGUGCACUACUUUUUCCUUUUAGCCGUAGAGUUUUGGGGGAACAGGUGAUGGCGCUCUGUUAAUCUGUUAGUGUGUUUUGUGUGAACUUCUAUUUGAAAUGUGUCUUUUCUUUCUGCACCCGUAAGAUGAAGGGAUUAAACUCAAGAAGGAAACUCGGUACAUCCAGAGAAGUCUUUCUCCUGGUUUUACUCCCGGUACCGUGACGCUAUGAUGUGCAUAUUCUUGUGACACAGUGGGCCGGUGUACGUGUGUGUACUGUCCGUUUGGCCGUGGCGUCUUAUGCCAACGCAGAUGUUUGAGGAUGCGAAUAAGCUUCGUGUGGACGAGCCGCGCUGUUUUGUUCUCAGGUGGAUUCUUGGGCAAUAAAGAUAAUCCCCUCAAUGCAAAGCUCA
Molecule: messenger RNA, 4347 nt
Organism: Gasterosteus aculeatus aculeatus (three-spined stickleback)
Lineage: Eukaryota; Metazoa; Chordata; Actinopteri; Perciformes; Gasterosteidae
Product: estrogen-related receptor gamma
Biological process (GO): regulation of DNA-templated transcription
Cellular component (GO): nucleus
Molecular function (GO): nuclear steroid receptor activity; zinc ion binding; steroid binding
Source: RefSeq, a predicted model, not a curated record